Molecule: messenger RNA, 1641 nt
Organism: Acanthamoeba castellanii str. Neff
Lineage: Eukaryota; Discosea; Longamoebia; Acanthamoebidae
Exons: 11
Coding region: 1-1641 (546 amino acids)
Biological process (GO): tRNA wobble position uridine thiolation
Cellular component (GO): cytosol
Molecular function (GO): sulfurtransferase activity; tRNA binding
Source: RefSeq, a predicted model, not a curated record
AUGGAGAAAGACCCCGGCAGGCUGCCCAAGGUUGAAGAGGCCAGCAACCACCACGAGGAGGAGGAGGAAGAUGACGAAGGCGAGACCCCUUGCGGCAGCGCGCCACAGAAGAAAGAGGUUUCAUCCCCCCCCCACGGGGUUGCGGGAGCUGCGCCGGAAUUGGAGGCGGCCAAGGGCGCCAAGGCGGGAGCAGGCAGGCGCACCUGCCAAAAGUGCAACACCGCACCCUCGGUCUUCAACUGGCGCAACGAAUACAUCUGCUGGGCGUGCUUUCGUAAUCUGUUCGACAAACGGUUCAAGACCAACUUCGUGAAGGGGCGCAAGAACAAGCGUGAACACGUGCGCCUGCUCCUCGCCUUCUCGGGCGGUCCCUCGUCCAGGGCGCUGCUGCACGGCGUGGCGCAGUGCACGAUGGGGCGCGGCACGAAGGCCCUCUACGACGUGCACGUGCUGCACAUCGACCAGUCCCGCAUCACCGGCAUCCCCGACGCCGACCGGGUGGAGCAGCAGGAGGAAAUGAAGCGGGUGGUGGAGAGCUACGGGUUGCGAUUGGACAUCCUCCCGCUGGAGGCCGUCACGUCGCUUCCCGGCGUCGUGCCGGAGGGAGCGGUGAAGGAGAAGGAGGAGAAGGAGGAGGAGGACAGUGGGCUUCAGCUGCAGCGACUGUUCGACCGCACCACCACCCUCACCUCGCGCGAGGACCUUCUGGCCUACCUCCGCACGCACCUUCUCGCCUCCGUCGCUGCCCAGCGCGAGGCGUCGUGGGUGUGCGUCGGGGACUCGGCCACGCGCAUCGCCGUGGACAUGAUCGCCGACACGUGCAAGGGACGAGCGUUCGGCCUCCCCGACCGCCUCUCCUUCAUCGACACCCGAUACCCCGGCCUGCUGUGGGUGCGGCCCAUGAAGGAGUUCCUGGCGCAGGAGGUCGCCCUCUACAACCACUUCGCGCAGCUGUCGGCCGUGUUCAUUCCCCAGCUGGACACCAAGACCUCCAAGAUGGCCUCCAUCAACCACCUCGCCGAAGCUCAUUGGGGGGAAUGGGCGCGGGCGGGUAUACUAGCGUUCCUGGCGGGGCUGCAGGCGGACUUUCCGCACACGAUCCACACGCUCCUCCGCUCGGGCGACAAGCUCUCCCUCCCCGCAACCCUCCCCUCCGACUCCCGCCACUACUGCCGCUUUGCCACGGUUCCGGACCACUACGCGCGCGCAUGUAGUGCACUGGCCCCGGCGGAGGUGAAGGCGGCCUGCAAGGCCUCAGCGGCGGCGCCCAGCGUUGACGCCGCGCAGGACUCGUGCUGCGGCGGAGGUGGCGGAUGCGGGGGCGGAAGUGGUGGUGGUGGCGAGGCUUCGAGCGACGGUGCCAGCUGUGGGGGCGGCGGAGGCUGCGGCAGUAGCGCCAGUUCAGCAACGCGGGGAGCGCAGGAACACAAACAGUCGCCCGUGGUGGUGGUGGCCGGGCUGGUGUGCUACGGCUGCCGCAAGCUGCUGGCCGAGAGCGAACCCGCCCUACUGCCCUCCUUCGUGGGGCAGCAGGCCCUGGGCCUCUCCCGUUCCCUCCGCCUCCGGGAGGAAAUCAGCAGCUACCUCCUGGACGACGACGACGACGGCGGCGGCGAUGAGGAGGAGGAUGCUGCCAGCUGA